GUACACAUUUCAGUCACACUGUGUGGGGUAUUUUUACACGCGUGAAAGAUAUUUCGAUUCGGGAAAACCUUCGGGCUCCGUGUGACAAUGGAGGCGUAUUUACGGAGCUGUCGCGAGGUACUGAAGGGUUGUUGUAAUAACAGCCCAGGGCUUCAUGUCGUAAUGGGGAAUGAGGCUUGUGAUAUGGAUUCGAUGGUAUCAGCCCUGACCUUCGCCUACUUUCUUUCAAAGACUCUGAACUCUAAGAGGCUACCAGUGCCUAUACUCAAUAUCCCACGACGCGAGUUCCCCUUGCGUUCAGACAGCAUCUUCCUGCUGAGAGAGACCGGUCUGUCUCAGGACGAUCUGCUCUUCAGGGACGAGGUGGACCUUCACAGUCUACACAAGGCCAAACAGCUGACACUGACACUGGUCGACCAUAACGUUUUGCCCAGUUCGGAUAGUGAGUUGGAAGAAGCUGUUGUUGAAGUUAUUGACCAUCACCUUCUACAGAGACCCUCAUCUUCCUCGUGCUCUGUCACCGUAGAGAGAGUAGGCUCUUGUGCCACACUGGUUACGGAGCGCAUCACCCAAAAAGCACCUGAUGUGCUCGACCAACAAGUGGCUCAGCUUUUAUAUGGUACCAUUAUCCUAGACUGCGUUAACAUGGCACCCGAGGCAGGUAAAGUUACCCCUAAGGACAGCCAGUAUGCCGUCUUUUUGGAAAAGCAUUUUCCCGAGCUGCCUCCGAGGGGCGCUUUAUUCCAGUCUUUACAAAAUGCCAAGUUUGACGUAUCAGGUCUGUCCACUGAGCAGAUGCUGUUAAAAGACAUGAAAGCAGCAAGUGGUGGGGAUCUACGACUGGCUGUCAGUGUUAUUUAUUUGACACUAGAGGAUUUUCUACAGAGGCGGGGCCUGCAACAAGACCUCUGUGAGUUCUGCCACAAACACAACUAUAACCUGGUGGUUGCAAUGACAAUCUCUUUUAGAGAUAACAAGGAGCCGUUCCGACAGCUAGCCAUCUAUAGUUCCAGCACUGUCUACAGAGAAGAGAUCAGUAAAGCACUAGAAAAGGCCAAAAACCCCAGUUUGGAUCUAAGGCCAAUAAGCAGUCCAUAUUUGGAUAUCAAGACAUACAUACAAGGUAACACAGUGGCAUCACGCAAGAAGUUAUUACCCAUUAUUACAGACUUCUUGAAGGAGUGGGAUCGGAAAGUGUGUCAAAGUGGGAAUAUAGAUGUUUUAGAUCUGGACGAUGAUUCCAAUCAAGACCAGAGUGACUCGUUGCAAUGUGCAGAGGAUGCUGGGAUUGAGGAUGAUACCCCAUUCCCUCCAACACCUAUGAACAGUCUGGUUGAGGGCUGUCCUUUGGACAAUGGCCUGCCAAAAAUCAAUCCUGAGAUUUUGGUGGAGAAAGUUUGCAGGAUGGCCAGCAUGGAGGAUGAGUCUCCUGAAGGACAGUGAUGAGGAAGCUGUUCCCAUAGAGUCCUUUAGGAUCUGGAGCCUUUCUAUGACCUCCAGAAAAGGCAGUGCAUAAACAGCAGUGGUGUACAAAGGCAAAACAAUGAAGGGGGAAUUUUGUUGUUUGUAAACUGUCAAAGGUACAACAUGGUUAAAAGAGACCUUUCUUUUGACUUUUUGAGGUUUGGUACAUUUGAAUGCAGCGUCAUAUUUAUCAUAGCGUUUGAAAAAGUUUGAAUUUGAGAUGUUACUGGCUCAAGAUGUAGAUUUAGGUUGUUAGUUAUUUUUGACUCAGGUUCUCCCUAAUUAUAAAAAUUCAUUUUGAUUUACUAAAGAUUUGACUCCCAGUUUGACUCCCAAUUGAUUGACUUGGUCAAGUCAUUUCUAUUAAGUAGCUGUGUUCAGGUCACAAUCACAACAUGCAACAUUCAAUUCAAAAUGAGUUCUUGCUGUUAUGAUAGAUACUCACUUCUGUGGCUUUUGUAGUAUAGAUUAAGUUUUUCAUCUUAAUUUUGGAUUAAGGUGUUUUCACUGACUUGAAACAAGAUUAUCAGUACAGUUAGGUCCUGAGUUUGCGGUCAUCCAAUCCAAUGUAGUGUCUUUAUAUUACAGAUCAAUGCAACAUAAAGUUGAAUACCUUAAAGUAGGUACUAUUGUUGGUGUAGGUGUAAACAAUAAAAGUUAUAUGCCAUGAUGGUUUGUAGGUUGUUAGAAUGGCAUGUUGUUGAUUUCCUCAAAAAAGUAUUUAAACUUAAAUUAAAUGGAAAGUCCAUUUAUACUACUACACAAAAGGUUCAUAAGCAGAAAUUUGAUUCUUGCAUUUUUGUUAUUGUACUUACAUGAAUUUCCCAGUUAAAAAUAUAAAAGUUUUUCGAGUUAAAAAUAUAAAAGUUUCUCGAGUUAAAAAUAUAAAAGUUUCUCGAGUUAAAAAUAUAAAAGUUUCUCGAGUUAAAAAUAUAAAAGUUUCUCGAGUUAAAAAUAUAAAAGUUUCUCAAGUUAAAAAUAUAAAAGUUUCUCAAGUUAAAAUUUUUUAAAGUUUCUCAAAUUGUAAAGUUCCCUGUGGGAUGGGACUAUUUUUAAGCUGUAUGAUUGAUUACUUACUUUCCUUGUUGGGGAAAUGUAACCAAGUACAGUAAUUGAGUUUACUUUUUGUUGGUCUUCAUUACAAUGCUAUAGUUAAGCAAAAUAUUAGUACUAUGCCCAUAUGUAGUAGUUUUAAUCAUUAACGUGUUAAUACUGUUAAUACUUCCACUGUAAGCGGAUUACUGUAAGUGCUUUCUAUUUAUUAACAAACUGAGGAACAAGCAAGCAUUUUUGACUGUGGUAUUCAACAGCAUGCCACUAAUAUGGUGCAUAUACAAUAUAUUAAGUUUUUUUACUAAUUAAAUAAUUUUGUCUUGAUUUCCCAGUGAUUGUAGGUAAAGAUUCAUAAUGUCAAAUAAUUUCAAUACCAUUUUGGCCACACUUUAAAAAUUGGUUCAUUUAGAUCAACCUGUCAUUGAGUCAGAAAGGGACAAACUCAGCCGUUUGGGUAAAAUGUUUAUAUUUGACCCAACAAUGGGUUAAAACAACCCAGCAUAGGUAAAAUUACAACUUAGCGGUUUGGGUUAAUUCCUUUUUGACCCAACACUGACCCAGCAUUUUUCAGAGUGAACUUGUAGAUGUUAUAGAUCUGAUAUGCUUAAAUCUCAGUUUUGUGGAAAUGUGUGCGGCAUGUUAAGCAUUUGAUCAUUUGUGUUUUAAGUGUAUACCUUCAGUAUUCCAUUACUUUGUAUUAUGUUAUAUAAUUUGUAUAAGGAUUAAUUUGGGUUUUGGUUGCAUUUGGUGCAUGAAAUGUUUUGAAGGGAUAGUUCACCCAAAAAUGAAAAUAAUGUCACUAAUGACUCACCCUCAUGUCGUUCCAAACUCGUGAGACCUCCGUUCAUCUUUGGAACACAGUUUAAGAUGUUUUAUAUUCAGUCGAGAGCUUGUUGCCUCUUUAUUGAAAAUCUACGAGCGGUAUACUGUCCAUUUCCAGAAAGGUAAUAAAAACAUCAUCAAAGUAGUCCAUGUGACAUCAGUGGGUCAGUUAGAAUGUGUUGAAGCAGUCCAAAAAUGACGACUUUAUUCAGCAUUGUCUUCUCUUCCGCGUCUGUUGUGAAGCGCAUGCUUAAGUCACGUGACUGCAGUGACGCAGAUUAGGUGUUAUCCUCAGACAUGUUGGCGAAUUUAUAAUUUUUUUUACUUACAGCAUGCAUCUCCUUAAGACUGUAAACGAAGCCUGGGUGCACCAAAAAAAACAGCUGGGAUGCACCAGAUAACACGUCAGCCACGUUGUACGUCAUCGUACGUCAAUGAAAACGUCAAUAUAUUUUUAAUGCUUCAACAAAUUCUAACUGUCCCACUGAUGUCACAUGAAUUACUAUGAUGAUGUUUUUAUUACCUUUCUGGACAUGGACAGUAUACCGUACAUAGAUUUUCAAUGAAGGGUCAGAAAGCUCUUGAACUAAAUAUAAAACAUCUUAAACUGUGCUCGAAGAUGAACAGAGGUCUUACGAGUUUGGAACGACAUGAGGGUGAGUCAUUAAUGACAUCAUUUUCAUUUUUGGGUGAACUAUCCCUUUAAAGACAUAUGUAACAAAAAUUCUAACUUCAGUGUUGGAGGUCCACUCUCUUCAAAAGCUAGUAUGGGUUAGCUCCAAUACUAACAUACUUCAGGUUAAUAGACCUACAUAGCCACCGCUUUGACUGCUGAAUUAUACAUCCCUGCCAUAUUGUUGAGGCCAAAGCUGUCCUAUGAACCAAGCAAAGCUGGUGUUUUCUGGAAAAAAGCAUAAUUAUGUUUGUAGUCCAAUUUCAGUGCUUGACAAUGUGAGUUUUAACAGUUCUUUGACAAUUAUUAAUAUUUAAAGAUUGUAGAUUGUAAAGCGUUGAAAUCGGUUGAGAAAUGUAAACAUGAUUGUGCUUUUUUAAAUCCAGACCGUAGCUUCUAUGUUUACUCGUCUGUUUAUUUAGGGCCGUUUUGCCCUCCCCAAUAUGGGGGACUCCUUGAUGUAUGGCACCAACGGCCAAAGCAGUCAAUGCUGCAUCUGUGCAUGUGUCUUUGUUCAGGAUUAAUAGAAGAACCAAUAGGAGUGUUUGAUUAUGUUUAAAUCUAAAUCCUACAGGCCAAUGGCCUUUGAGGAACACAGCUGAGUAGCCCUGAUUUAUAAUUUUUUGAAUGGGUGCCAUUUUUAUUUUAUUUUCAUUAGUGUGUUUGUGAUCAAACACCUUAUGAUUCAAAAUUCAACUGAUAUAAAGAUGAUGCAUCAUAAAAAGCACACAUUAUGCAUUAUGUUGGUAAUGACACAGCUUGUGUUACAAGGUACCAAAUGGAUGAAACAUUUCUACAGUUUUCAUGGACGGGUUUGUCCAUGACAGUGUUGUGUAAAAUGAGUUGGACAAGUUUCUUCAAUACUUUCAACAGGUUGGUCUUUCAUAUUGGACUUGUUGCAUAUAAUAUGGUGUGUUGAUAUUGUAAGGUAUUUCUCUAUGUUGUGUAUUAUUAACCCUGAUCGAUGAUGGUCAAUAGAGAGAAUUGCUGCAUGCUGCCUCAGGAAUUUUUUUUUUUCAGAAAUGAUUAAUUUGCCAAUAUAUUGAGAAAUCAAUACUUUGUAAAACUUGGUGAAAUUGUAAUGUACACAUAUUAAUGUGCUUGGUUGUAGAGCAGGACAUUCAAAAGCACCUAAUCUGCCACAUGUAUUUUAAUGCAAAGGCCUUUUUUAUUUCCAAUCUCAUUUGUAAUGCUGAAUAUAAAUAAAUUUAAUUUGUUCAAUA
Paramisgurnus dabryanus is the source of this 5235-nucleotide messenger RNA. RefSeq names its product prune exopolyphosphatase (gene prune1). The record is from RefSeq and is a predicted model, not a curated record. Gene Ontology annotation, molecular function: exopolyphosphatase activity. Lineage: Eukaryota; Metazoa; Chordata; Actinopteri; Cypriniformes; Cobitidae. Gene Ontology annotation, cellular component: cytoplasm.